AAAUGGGGUGGGCCCCCAUUCACACUCAUUGAACCAAAGAGACAAAAGCACUAUCCUCACCCUCUUUCUCCCUCAUUUCGGCCAGCCCACACCCAGCAUAACCAAGGAAACACUCCAGCCAUUUUCUCCAUUGUUGAAGGGAGCUCAAACAAGAAGGAAAUUCAAGAAAAAGAUAGUUAAAGUGCUAAAAGUGUGUAGAAGAGAAGGGUUGAAAGAGUCGCCGGAGUUGUCGCCGGAGUUAGUCAAAAGUCGCCGGAGUUUCGUCGGAGUUCAACAAAAAGGGGUAGAACUUUAUAGCGCCAAUUCGAGUUUCAGGUAUGGGAUAAAGCUCGCCGCUAUCAAAGCCCGUUGCUUGAGAAGCUCGAGGAGAGAAGACAUGAAAUGGAACCAAUUGGAAGAAUCACUAGGAGGAACCCGACGGGCCGUGCACCGGGUGGGUCUGAGCGCGAUAGCCGGGGGUCCCCUAGGGGAUCAAGAGGAAGGGGCCGUGGAGGCCAACAACAAACCGUGAGCGAUGGCCACGUCGAGACGGAAAGUGAGACCUAUUGGUCUUAUGAGGACUCAACCUACCGGCCGGAAACAGAGCCGGUUGAGACCCCUUAUGAAGGGGAUGAUGAUGACAUAAGCGAUGAGGAGGAGAAUGGCUCCUUGGCUAGGAUUGAAGCACUGCUCCAACAAUACCAUCGGGAGCGCGAGGAAAGGAGAGAACGCCGGAGGCGCCGAGCGGGACAACCUUCGGGCAUGGCUUCGAGAGGAGGGAGCCAUGUUGCUUCUAGAGCCCAUGUUGCACCACAUGGGGUCCAAAGUGAUGGAGGUCCGACCAUAAGGAUCUCAAAGUUUAUCAAAGAGGCGAGGGACUUGGGGUGCAAGCCGUUCGAUGGGACGGGGGACAUCUCAGUUGCCGCGCAAUGGAUCAGGAGGCUGAACGAUGCAGCUCUUGACAUGCAACUCACGCCCGAUCUCAAACUGAGAAUCGCGGUGAGACUACUGGAGGGGACUGCAUCCAAGUGGUGGGAUGGAGUCAAGGGCAAGUAUGCUGGGAACGUCACUUGGGAAGAGUUCAGGCAGGAAUUCUUUGCCCAAUAUUACUCUGAAUUUGAAGUCAACGCAAAGGUGAGAGAAUAUACUCUUCUGACCCAAGGUGGUAACAUGACCGUGAAGGAACUGGAGAACAAGUUCAGAGACCUUGCUGACCACAUACCGGAGUAUUCUUGUGAUGAGAACCGCAUGGUGAACCGCUUCUGGGAGGCCCUGGACUUGGAGAUACGCGAUAGGGCAACUCAAUUGCCUAACAUGACUUUUGCUCAAGUGGUUGGGCAAGGCUUGAAGGGCGAGAAACAAUGGGAGGAGAGGAAGAAAAGAGACGCCGAGGAGGCGAAGAAAAGGAAGUGGGAAAGCCAUGGCCCCCAAGGUCCUAACAAAAAAGGGAACCAUGGGGGAGGAGGGUCGUUUAGAGCACCGGCACCGCCAUCCAAGGGAAACCCAGCCCUGAGCGGGCACAACUCGGGCCCACAAGCCUCAACGACGCCCAGGUGCAGGAAUUGCAACCAGAGCCACACCGGUAAGUGUCGCGACCCACCGCGGUGCUACCAAUGUGGAGAUGCGGGGCAUAUUAAGCCAAAUUGCCCUCAACUUGGUGGGAACCGAGGGGCGGGAUCGAGUGGCGCUACUAUGGCAAGUAGGAACCGAACGGGGGCACCUCAUGCUAGUACGGGGCAAGGGGGAGCGAGCACAAGCAAUGCACCAUCCGUGAAUCAGGGGAGGUCUCAAGCGCGGGUGUAUGCGAUGACCGAGGCUGAUGCUCGGGCUAACCCCGACUCCGUUGCGGUUUCAGGUAUGGGAUAAAGCUCGCCGCUAUCAAAGCCCGUUGCUUGAGAAGCUCGAGGAGAGAAGACAUGGUUCGUGCUUCCUCCGUUUCCAUUUUAAAACAUUUAAAUAAAUACUCAUGGAUAUUAUUUUGAAUAUUUACUUGGGCUUGUAUGCCCAUGUUGCCACGUGUGGCUUGAAUACUUGUAUUAAUGUUCCGCUGCGUAAUUAAAUAUUUUACAUUAUGGUUGUUUAUGG
This is a messenger RNA of Cuscuta epithymum, 2064 nucleotides long. The record is from the annotation of a GenBank genome assembly. Lineage: Eukaryota; Viridiplantae; Streptophyta; Magnoliopsida; Solanales; Convolvulaceae.